UAUGGCUGUAACAGUAACGUACUAUUCCUCUUAUUCCCACUAUGUGUAAUCAGGUGGUUCUUCAGGAAACCUCCUGGAUUUAAUUAAAAGCUUGGCUAGAAACCAGCUGCUGGACAAUCCAACCAUAGUCGUGUACGCUACAAUCGGGAAUGAUGUCUGCAAUGGGGAGCGUGACACAUUGGCACACAUGACUACACCCAAACAAAUGCUCUCCAAUGUCAUGCAAGCUCUGCAGUUCCUCAACACCCGUCUUCCAAAUGGCAGCCACGUGAUCCUAACAGGCUUAGUAGAUGGACGCUUUCUGUGGGAUAAUUUACAUGACAGAUACCAUCCUCUAGGGCAGUUGAACAAAGAUGUCACAUACAGCCAACUUUAUUCUUUCCUAAACUGUCUGCAGGUGAGUCCUUGCAGUGGAUGGCUGACUUCCAACGAAACCCUCAGGAACUUGACCUCGGAGAGAGCUUUACAACUCUCCAAUGUCCUGAAAGAAAUAGCGACAUCUGAGAAAUUCAGCAAUUUUGAUAUUUUCUACAUGGAUUUCCCACUGAGACAAACGGCCGAGGAGUGGCACCGCAUGGGCGGCGAGCCCUGGCAGCUCAUCGAGCCCGUCGACGGCCCUAAAACAGCCUGA
Tinamus guttatus (white-throated tinamou) is the source of this 631-nucleotide messenger RNA. NCBI's taxonomy places the organism in Eukaryota, Metazoa, Chordata, Aves, Tinamiformes, Tinamidae. The record is from RefSeq and is a predicted model, not a curated record.